AUUAUACCAAAAAUCCAAUAUGGCGGUGAUAAUGUUGUGAAUUCCUCAAAAGUACGGUCAAUAAAAUUGAUAAUUCCGUGUGAAGAGUGUACAAUUUUGCAAUAAAUCAUACAUAAAAGUGUAGUUGAUACAGCCGGCCGUGCAUUUGUUGCCUUUCCAUCCCCAACAACUUCAUUGCAAGUGGUGAAAAUCGGGGCCUAAAUGCUGACUGAGUCGAGGUGUUUGUAAUCCACCGAUUUCUACGUUGCUUCGGAGAAAAUUUGCCGUCUGCACCAGAGGUUAAUCCCAUUUGGCCAUCUUUUUUUCUGUUUGGGGCACACAAAAUGCUGACUGGUGAUCCACGAAUUUAGAGGGAACCGGCCAAAUCGCGUGGAAGAAAUCCUCUUAGAAUUCGUGUUGCAAUUUAAAGAAAUAAUAAUAAUAAUAAAAGAGACCCAAUUUGAGCGUCUGUGCGUACGCCUCUUCCUGGACAGUUCCGGAAGUUUGCCAGCCUGCCCAAGGACAUAUCGAAAACUCGCGGGGAUUCUAUCUACAAGUGGCUGGCAUCAACGCGUACACCACGGACAUCUUAUCUGGGCGCCCGAAGAUCGCGAAGGUGAAGAAGCGCAAGCGGAAAAUCGCCACAAUGACCACGGAUACCAGAAAGAGGGUAAAGCUGUAUGCAUUGAAUGCAGACAGACAAUGGGACGACAGAGGUACUGGCCAUGUUUCAUCCCAAUACGUCGAGAGAUUAAAGGGCAUGUCCUUACUUGUGCGCGCCGAGGCAGAUGGAUCUCUGCUGCUGGAGAGCAAAAUACAGCCGGACACGGCAUACCAGAAGCAGCAGGAUACGCUAAUCGUGUGGUCAGAAGGGGAUAACUUCGAUCUGGCGCUCAGUUUUCAGGAGAAGGCUGGUUGUGAUGAGAUCUGGGAGAAGAUUUGUCAGGUACAAGGGAAGGAUCCAUCUGUGGAGAUAACUCAGGAUAUUGUGGAGGAGUCUGAGGAUGAGAGAUUUGAGGAAAUGUCAGAUUCGGCGCCACCAGUUGAGUUGCCACCGUGUGAAUUAUCGCGGUUGGAGGAUAUUUCAGAGGCGAUUGUCAGUGGUUUGGCUACGCCGUUGCGCAAGGAGAAACUGGCAAUGGCACUUGAGUCGGAGAAUUAUAUUGAGAAGCUCCUGAAUUUGUUUCACAUGUGCGAAGAUCUGGAGAAUCUCGAGGGUUUACACCAUCUCUUUGAGAUUUUUAAGAAUAUUUUUCUCCUGAACAAAAAUGCCCUAUUUGAAAUAAUGUUUGCUGAAGAUACAAUUUUUGAUGUUGUGGGAUGCCUGGAGUAUGAUCCGUCACUGCCGUCACCCAAAAAGCAUCGUCAGUAUUUGCGGCAAAUGGCAAAAUUUCGUGAGGCACUACCGAUAAAGAAUCAGAACCUCCUGGCUAAGAUACAUCAAACGUAUCGUGUCCAGUAUAUUCAGGACAUUGUUCUGCCAACACCAUCGGUAUUUGUUGAGGACAAUAUGUUGAAUACCCUUUCGAGUUUUAUCUAUUUUAACAAAGUGGAAAUUGUAACGUUGAUCCAGGAAGAUGAGAAAUUUCUGGUGGAAUUGUUUGCAAUGUUGACAGAUCCAAAGACAUUGGCAGUUAAGAGGAGAGAUCUGAUUCUAUUUCUCAAAGAAUUCAAUAAUUUCGCACAAAAUCUUCAGCCACAGGGCAAAGAUACAUUCUACAAGACACUCACAACACUCGGCGUCCUGCCGGCGCUCGAGAUUACGUUGGCUAUGACUGAUCAGAAGACUAAAGCUGCUUCCAUUGAUAUUCUCACGUCAAUUGUGGAGUAUUCAUCAUCAACGGUGAGAGAUUACACUCUGCAACAGGACAAUACUACAGACCCGAAGAAAAUGUUAGUCAACAUUGCACUCGUACAAAUGCUGUCGGAUUCAGAGCCAGAACUUGGUGGUGCUGUCCAACUGAUGGGUGUGAUUCGAAUACUGUUGGAUCCAGAGAAUAUGUUAGCGUCCGUCAACAAAUCAGAUUUUCUUAAUUUUUUCUACAAGCAUAGCAUAAAAAUACUAGUAGAGCCUUUGUUGGCGAACACCGUUGGUGAUAAGCCGGCGAAGGAGGAUUAUCAUACAGCUCAACUGUUAGGUUUAAUUCUUGAGUUGUUGUCAUUCUGUGUUGAGCAUCACACGUACCACAUCAAGAAUUUCAUCCUGCAGAAGGACCUUCUGGAAAGAAUAUUGGUCCUGAUGAAGAGUACUCACACGUUCCUUGUGCUUGGCGCUCUAAGAUUUGUGAGAAAGGCAAUUGCCAUGAAAGAUGAAUUUUAUAAUAGGCAAAUAGUGAAAUUUAAUUUAUUUGCACCAAUCGUUGAUGCAUUCAUUAGGAAUAAUAACCGAUAUAAUCUACUCGAAUCAGCUAUACUGGAAUUCUUUGAAUUCAUCAAGUUGGAAGACAUCAAAACGCUAUGCACAUAUUUUGUGGAGAAAUUUGGGAAAGUAUUUGAGGACAUUGAAUAUGUUCAGACAUUCAAAAGUUUAAAGACAAAAUAUGAUCAGCAUCAGGAGAGAUUUAAGGAUCGCGAUAAGAUUUUGGACAGUAGUAUACCAAUGAUUCGAAAUAUCCGUCAUCGAAGAGAUCAACGACAAUUGGAAGAGGAAGAAGAGAUCUGGUUUAAUGAGGAUGAUGACUUUUCGGAUGUUCCAACGUCAAAGCCUGAAUCAGAGACAGGUUUAGAAACUGUAAAUGGGCCGAAGAUAAAUAGCUCGACGCCGGUUUCAACAGCCACAACAACAACAACGGUGAUACCAGCUUUACUACAGACCAGUGCUUCGCCGACAAUUCCCACAGCACAGGCUCAGAGUCCGCCACAGCAACAGCCGCUACUCCAGCAGACGCACCAGCAGCAGCCACUGCAAGUUCAAACGGCUGUCAGUAGUAAUUUAAACAAUGUGAACAAUAAUUCCAAGGGAUCCAGCGGAUUGGUCUUCACAGACACAAAUAAAACCAUUGGGGAGGACACGAAAAGUAUAGUGGCAGGAACGAUCAAAAAGGGACUAGUCGACUAUGAGGGUGAUUCAGAUGAUGAGGAUGAGGAUGAAUCUGUCAAUACACCUCUGCAGAAGAAAGCACGUCUCGCAUAGCAGCUGCACUUAUUGAAGAAGACUUAAUUAUCUCAAUGGGUUUGAUAUAAGUUUGUCGAUAUGAAAGAGAGAGAGAGAGAGAGAGAGAAUGGAUAAUUAGCGAAAUUUGUGUGAAUCACAGAAAUUUCGUCAAUGAAAAAUAAAAGAGACACAACAAAUUAAAUAAAAUUAAAAAAAUGAGAAAAAAGGUUAGGAAAACCACAAAAAAUGGAUAUAAAAAAAUUGAAACACAAAAAUGAGAAACAAAAAAUAUUUUAAUUUUAAAUACAUUACAUAAGUAUAAUAAAAAUUUAAAAGUAAUGGAAGAGAGAAAAUGAAGUACACAACGCCAUCAAGAUCUUUGUUAGGGGGAUGGAUGGGGGCAGGGGGAGGGCGGGGCGGGGUGUCAAAGGAAAGGCGGAAAGUGGAACUGACAAUUUCCAGUUUGGAGAAUUGGGGAGAUCGGACAAUGUGCACCAAUUAAGUUGAAGGAAGAGGUGCAUAUCCUGUGAGAGAAAAGGGGUCUACACAGAAAAAAAAUAUUUUGUAAAAAUGUUCGUAAAUGUUUGUGAAUUUCUUUGGGGGAGUUACGCAAUGUUUGUGAAACGUAUAACCCACAAACAAGUUCGUAAAAAUUUGUACGUUUUUCACAAACAUUGUUCGUAAUAUGAUCACUUGACGAACAUUUUUUGUAUUUUUACAAACAUUUGUUCGUAAAUGUUCGUAAACACAAAAAAUGUUUGUAAAACUUUGUCAUUUGUUCGUAAAUGUUCGUAAACACACAAAAAAACGUUCGUAAAAGUUUGUCAUUUGUUCGUAAAUGUUCGUAAACACACAAAAAACGUUAGUAAAAGUUUGUCAUUUGUUCGUAAAUGUUCGUAAAAUGUUCGACAGGAAAACAAACAUUUAGGAACAAAUGACAAAAUUUUACAAACAUUUUUUGUGUGUUUACGAACAUUAACGAACAAAUGUUUGUAAAAGUACAAAAAAUGUUCGUAAAAUGAUCAUGUUACGAACAAUGUUUGUGAAAAACGUACAAACUUUUACGAACUUGUUUGUGGGUUAUACGAUUCACGAGCAUUUUGUAACUCCCCCAUAGGAAUUCACAAACAUUUACGAACAAUUUUACAAAUUAUUUUUUUCUGUGUAGAGGAAAGUGCCCAUGCUUCGUACGAUCUCAAGCUUCGGAAAGACUAAGUUUUUCCUGCGUUUUUCAAUAAAUAUCCCGGAAUUUUUAAAAUACGGGUGCAAUGAGUCGCAUUUAUUGAGAAACGUGGGAAAAAUUUAGUCAUUACGAAGCUUGGGAUCGUACGAAGCAUGGGCAAUUUGCCCUAAACAUCUCAAAGACAAGUACCAUGAUGAAGAGAUUUUUGCAAGAAAAAUUAAUAAUUGGCAAAGGAUUUCUCCAUUCGGUUGUUUUUUUUUUUGACAAGAUUUGAUUGUUGGAAAGUAGAUUGGAAGCAUCAGGAAAUAUUUCAGGGUGGAAAGAGAGCAAAGAAUAAAGAAAAAACAGAAGUUAUGUAAAUGUAUUCGUUUUUUUUUAAAUUACUAAUGAAUUUUUAUAAAUUAUUUAGAUAACGUGUAUUUUUUGUAGGGUUGCCGCGUUUAGUUUUUUGCUCUUAAUUUUUUUUUUUGGAUUUGUAUAGAAAAAAAGGACUUCCUCAUUAAACUAAAUUUACAUUAAAUGUGUAAAUAGAGAAAAAAAAAUCAUUAAAAAGAUGAAAUUUAUCGUAAGAUUUUCGAAAGAAACAAAUUUAUUUUUGUAUCUCUAUAUAUUGAGAGAAAAUGUUUGGUUUUAUUUAUUUUUAAAAAAUAAUAUCCAACAUUUUCAAAAAAAAUAUCGUCAGUAUUUUUCCCUGUUUUCUUAUAAUUAUUAAAAAUAAAUUUAAAAAAGGAAAAUGAAAAACUAAAACUAAAUACAGAAAAAUUCAUGCUUAAUGAAUUGUUGUAUAUAAAUAAAGGAAAACGUAAUUUAAUAUUAAAAAAACAGAGAGAUUAACAAAUAAAGUACGAUUUAAGGGAUAUGUAGAUGAUAUUUGAGAUUAUAGGCAAAACACAAAAGAAAAACAACAUAAAAAAUUUAGUGUUUGGUACAACUUUUUUGGUAAUAUUAAAAAAUGGGGGUAAUAUAUUGAAUUUUCCAUUCAAAAUAAUUUACCUAAACGUAAAAAAAAGCUAAAAGAAAAAUUGUAAAGAAAAAAAAUAUUGUCCAAAAAAAAAGUAGUGAGGCAUGGUAUAUUUCCUAAUUGGGUAUAAUUUACACUGAGUAAAAAAAAACUGAAUUAGACGACAUUUCUGAUGUACACUUUCCAACAAGUCAAAUUUUUUUUUAGGUGGGAGGACAAGAAAGUUACUCAUGUAAUUGUGUAAAUAAUGAUUUUACGUGACAGUUCGUUAGAUUAUUAUUGAGGAGAGCGAGCGAGAGAGGAAGAUAAGAAUAGUGAGAGAAUGAGAAUCAACCUUAAGAAAAAAAUAUAUUAUUUGUGUACAUUUA
Messenger RNA from Phlebotomus papatasi, 5585 nucleotides. RefSeq names its product serine/threonine-protein phosphatase 4 regulatory subunit 3 (gene flfl). Gene Ontology annotation, biological process: protein dephosphorylation; DNA damage response. The transcript is spliced from 11 exons. Lineage: Eukaryota; Metazoa; Arthropoda; Insecta; Diptera; Psychodidae. Gene Ontology annotation, cellular component: protein phosphatase 4 complex; nucleoplasm. Gene Ontology annotation, molecular function: protein phosphatase activator activity. The record is from RefSeq and is a predicted model, not a curated record. Bases 626 to 3112 code for a protein of 828 amino acids.